AUGGAGGAUGCUAUGUGUGAUAGGCUAGAUAAGAUGAAGUUGACUACAGAAGAAGAAGAAACUAUAGCCAUCUCAGAUGACGGAAGAUUGGAAGCUAUUGAAAGUUGCACUUUGAGUUUGAUUGGAAAAUUCCUCACAUAUAAGUCAUUCAACAAAGUAGUAGCGAAGAAUACGAUUCGCCGCGCGUGGGGAUUGAAUGAAUCUAUGCAAAUUCUUGAAGUAGGGCCAAAUCUCUUCCAAUUCAAAUUUCAAUCAGAGUUUGAUUUGGAGAGGAUCUUGAGAGGAGGCCCUUGGUCCUUUGAUAACCAGCUACUAUUACUUCAAAGGUGGAAAAAGGGUAUGACUGCGGGAAAUAUUCGAUUGGAGUCGACAUCCCUCUGGGUUCAAAUAUGGGAUGCACCAUUUGACAUGGUUUCACCUCAUGUAGCAAGGGAAGUGGGAAGCCGGCUGGGUAAGGUUGAGGAGGUGGAAUGGAAGAAACGGAAAGACGAUAUAAGUAUGUUUAUGAGGGUCCGGGUAGCCCUUCCAAUUGCAAAACUUAUUCGACGGGGAGGGUUUAUUGCUGGAUCGGAUGGUGUUAAAACGUGGGUAUCUUUCAAGUAUGAGAGAUUACCCAUCUUUUGUCACUACUGUGGAAUUUUAGGUCAUGAUUUGAGGCACUGUGCAACCCAUUAUGCAGUGGAGAAAAAGGGUGAAAGAAUUGAAUAUCAAUAUGGUGAUUUUCUCAAAGCUGUAGGUGGUCGUCCAAGAACACCAUCUGCUAAAGCUUCAGGUCAGAUGGCAGGCACAGAGGAGGUAACGGAUUAUGCAGCAGAGACUGGACCGAAACAAGGAGUGCAGGAGGGUCCGAUGAGCACAACAGUGACGGCAGCAAACCUGGGUGACGUUGGAAACCCUAGCGCCGUUGAAAACCUUAGAAGAGUGUUUAAUGUUGAGGCCGUGAAUCCUGGAACAGUUGCUGAAAUCACGCUCAGCAAUAAUGAGCGUAUCCAAUCCCAUGCAAACGUGAAGGGCACAAAAUCAGCUGCUGAAGAAACGGGUAAGGAAAAUAAAGAGAAUGGAUAG
Molecule: messenger RNA, 1065 nt
Organism: Quercus lobata
Lineage: Eukaryota; Viridiplantae; Streptophyta; Magnoliopsida; Fagales; Fagaceae
Exons: 1
Coding region: 1-1065 (354 amino acids)
Source: RefSeq, a predicted model, not a curated record